Drosophila guanche is the source of this 1684-nucleotide messenger RNA. Its product is annotated as probable cytochrome P450 313a4. Gene Ontology annotation, molecular function: heme binding; iron ion binding; oxidoreductase activity, acting on paired donors, with incorporation or reduction of molecular oxygen. The record is from RefSeq and is a predicted model, not a curated record. The transcript has 7 exons. Lineage: Eukaryota; Metazoa; Arthropoda; Insecta; Diptera; Drosophilidae. Bases 110 to 1582 code for a protein of 490 amino acids.
GAUAGUCAAAUUGUUGGUGAACUUCACAGCGUUCGGUCGUAAAUUGUGCGGAUUAGAAGCGGAAACUUGUCGGUCAUUUCAGUGUAUUGUGCAGUCAAAAGGAUACAACAUGAUAACAUGGACACUGUGGUGUGGAUUAAUGUUCGUCCUUUGGAUAUACUUUCUGUGGAGUCGUCGGCGAUUUUACUUACUCGCCCUCAAAAUACCCGGACCUAUUGGAUACCCCAUUCUGGGCAUGGCCCACAAGCUGAUGCGCAGGGAAGAUAUACUGAAGGAAUUUGGAAUUUAUCUGGCCAAGCAUGGCCCCACAAUAUUCUCGUGGCUGGGACCCAUUCCGUUCAUGAUCGUCAGCGAUCCGCAAGUGGUGCAGGAUAUCCUCACAUCGCCUCACUGCGUCAACAAGGGCAUCAUCUACAAGGCCGUGGACGAUGGAGCUGGCGUGGGAUUGUUCAGUUUAAAGGAUCCUCGCUGGAGUGUGCAUCGCAAGCUGCUAAAUCCUGCAUUCAGCCACAAGGUUUUGAUCAGCUUUCUGCCCAUUUUCAACAAAGAGACGGGACAGCUACUCAAGCAGUUUGACUCCCUGCCGGGCAACGGAGAGUUGAAUUUAAUUCCGCUACUGCAAAGCUUUACCAUGGGCAUAACAACUCAAACCACAAUGGGAUGCGAUGUGAAGAGCGAGGCGAACUUUAAAUCCAUUGUGGAGAGCUAUCACUGUUGUCUAGAAACCAUCACAGAUAUGUGCAUCUCGCCGUGGCUACACAGCAAGUGGAUCCGGCAGCUGUUGGGCAGGGAGGUAAACUAUCAUCGAUCCAAAACAGAGAUCCGCGGGUUCCUACGAAAGCUCAUUCAUAAAAGAUUAGCUGACGAAACAGAGGACUCCAUCGUGUCGAAGGAUAAGAACAUUUUUCUCCAUGUCACCACGGACCUUUUCAGGCGCGGUGUUUUCGAUCUCACAAAUGUAGAGGAUGAGUCCAACCAAGUUGUGUUUGGCGCUUUUGAGACGACUGCUAAGACAGUGUAUUAUGUUCUCAUGCUCCUGGCCAUGUUUCCCCAAUACCAGGAGAGAGUUUUUGAAGAAAUCAAAAGUCUAUUCCCCGAUAGUGGUGACUUUGAGGUCACCUACGAAGACACACAGCAAAUGGUGUACUUGGAUUUGGCUAUAAAUGAAUCCAUGCGUGUUAUAUCGCCAAUUCCCUUGGUAUCGCGACAAACUUCAGCGGAUCUAACGUUGUCGAAUGGGAUUGUGAUACCCAAGGGAGUGCAGAUCAUGAUUGACAUAUUCCACAUGCAUCGCAGCAAGAAGCUCUGGGGACCGGAAGCGGAAACCUUCAAUCCCGACAACUUUUUGGCGCACAAGGCUCGAGGCGAGCAGCAUCCCUAUGCCUUCAUACCUUUCACAAAGGGUAUACGGAAUUGUAUAGGCUGGAAAUAUGCUUUGAUUUCAGUGAAAGUCAUAUUGGCGAAACUGUUGAGGAAUUAUAGUUAUAAAACCAGUUUUAAGUUUGAAGAUCUUUAUUUCGUGGAAGAUGUAACCAUGAAGCUAAAGACGGUUCCAAAGUUGCAAGUCCAAAAGAGAAAAUGAAUAUGAGUAAUUAUGUGUUGUGAAAAGAAGCAACGAACUCGCCACCAGUCCAUUGCAAUUUGUAAGAAAAUGUAUAAGACAAAAUAAAUGUAUACAAUUAAG